Molecule: messenger RNA, 1641 nt
Organism: Scylla paramamosain (green mud crab)
Lineage: Eukaryota; Metazoa; Arthropoda; Malacostraca; Decapoda; Portunidae
Exons: 3
Coding region: 132-470 (112 amino acids)
Source: RefSeq, a predicted model, not a curated record
GCGGCGUGCUUUCAUCGCCCCGCCUGGUAUAAAAUGGCAGACAGGAAAACAUCCUUUAGUAUUGUCACGCAUCAGAUUCAAUAAACAGGCCAACUCCGCCUCCUCCUUCUCAUUCACUCAAGAUCUCUACAAUGGCCGGCAUCACCUCUCGCUUCAUGGCCCGCACCCUCACCUCAAUCCACACCACCCCAGUGCUACGCUCCUCCACCAAAACGAUCUCAAGCUUCAAAAGACUACUGAACUUCGUCCAGCAAGAGAGGAUACAGGCAGAAGAAAUGGAAGAUAUUGACUUUGUGAGGCAUCAUCUAGAAGUACUUUCCUUCUGGCACGAUGAAGCGGAAAAAAUGUCGCAGACGAAGCUAAGUCCAUCCAGCCCGGAGCAGAACGUCCAAGGAGUUCUGAGAGAACAGAUAGUGGAGCUUAUGGAGCAGCUGAUGGAUGAGGGAGCAGUGGACGCUAGAACUGGCUAGCUGGGGAAACCUUGCCAUUGAAAGACUAUAAUGGCUUCACCUCAACCCGCCCAUUCCUAUUCUCUCCCUUCCCCUCUGCUUAGGGUCGUUGUGUUGUCCUAACGAUUAUCAACUUUAUCAACUUUUUACUUUAGUUUGGUAUAAUUCUCUUUGACAAGGGAGGAACGUGCUCCUGCUGACCAAGACAUGCGUAUGAGGCUAGAUUAAUUCCCCGAGCGGAGAGCGAGGGGCAUCUAAUUUUGUUACCGCACAUCUCUAGGGCAACCCACCGCUCCGCCUGGACCCUGGAGGGUACAAUGAUGAUUUGGCCAGGAGCACCUUUUCGUGUCCAUCGCACAUAAAAAUUGCUAUUUCAGUCUCGGAAACACCUCCCACUCCGUAACUUUUGACGGCGCAUCUUUCUCAUUUUAUGACAUUUCUGAGUCAGUCAGACCCACCGUUUUGCCGUAUUUCGCAUAUUUCGAUUUAUCGGCAUGUGAGCGAAGGUUUCUGUCUCGCAACUCGCACAACUAUCCCCUCAUCACUACAGAUCGGGUUAGAGCGCGCAAAAUGCACAUAUUAUUAGCCAUAACUCACUUCAUAAACGGGUUAGCCAGUUUUGGUUGACACCAUCAGACUCAGCACUGACUGUAGAAUCAAGAUGUAAAAGAAAAAAAAAAGAAAAUGGUAUUACGACGAGUUGAACUGUGAAGAUGUAAAAAAUAUGUUUAUAACAUGUUUACUUACGCUCGCUGUUUUCAACAGUUAAUCAUUGAAUGCUGAAAUAUAUUAAUACAUUAAGUAGGAAAAACUCUUGUGAGCAAAACAGUGUGAUCAGAAUGCAGAUAAAACUCCACAUAUUGAAAACACAGUCAUUUAUAGCAAUACGAGUAUGUCACUCGCUGCAACCAUCACGCCGGUGCGACACUUGGCGUGGCGUGAGCAGGUGGCCUUCGUAUGACGAGGUCUGCGACGCGCCUAAAAGUUAGAACCCCGCAGCCGCUGGGGGAAGGUCCUUUAAGUUGCUUCGCAGCUUAAAGCACUUAUUACCUGGUUUUGUUCUCUUUGACACUGAAACAAAGCACAACGGUGGCGCAACCACACAGCUUGAGACAGUGUGAAUAAAUCAUGGAAAAAAUGGAAUAAACUAGGUACUCUAUCAUUGAAAAUGACAAUAAAGCAAUAUAUAAUA